Molecule: messenger RNA, 1338 nt
Organism: Necator americanus (New World hookworm)
Lineage: Eukaryota; Metazoa; Nematoda; Chromadorea; Rhabditida; Ancylostomatidae
Exons: 13
Coding region: 1-1338 (445 amino acids)
Biological process (GO): mitochondrial respiratory chain complex I assembly
Cellular component (GO): mitochondrion
Molecular function (GO): protein-arginine omega-N symmetric methyltransferase activity
Source: RefSeq, a predicted model, not a curated record
AUGAGACAGUUCUCGGAUGGAGCGAGUGCUGCAAACAUGGAUUUAAAAAAGAACAGCAGUGAUGUUUUGAAACGAUUCAUUGUGGACAAAAUCCGAGCGACUGGUCCAAUAACAGUGGCCGAAUACAUGAAAACAGCUGUUAGUGCACCUUCAGUUGGAUACUACGGAUCUUACUCGGACGCUCAAAAGGCAAGUCAAAUUCGUUCUAAGAAGACGAAUAGCAUGGAAAUAACCUGUCUAAACAAGUCUUUCUUGGUUUUCGGAGAAAAAGGCGACUUUAUUACCGCUCCAGAACUUACACAACUUUUCGGUGAACUUAUUGGUGUUUGGUGCUAUUAUGAGUUAGCUAAUACAGGACAUAGAGGGCCUUGGCAACUUGUUGAAUGUGGUCCCGGAACAGGUCAGCUUAUGAGCGAUCUACUCUCAGUGAUGGAAAAGUUCCAGGAGAAGAAUUUAUCAGUUCACUUAGUUGAAACCUCCGAUGCCUUAAUCCAACAGCAAGAAGAAUUGCUUUGUGGAGGUCCAUCCACCUCUUCAGCCUUGUCAAACGAUGGAAAAGAGGUCGUUGUGAGGAAGAACAUCACAAAAACCGGAUUUUCUAUAUUUUGGUACAAAACAAUUGAUGAUGUUCCAGAAGCGUUUUCCGUGUUCGUUUCCAACGAGUUUUUGGAUGCAUUACCUGUCCAUCAGUUCAGUCGCGAUGAUGAUGGGACAUGGCAUGAGGUUUACAUCAAUAUCGACAAAGACAAUGAGCUGUGCUUCAUGAGAUCUAAAGGAGAAAAUUUGCAUACUAGAGGUUUGAUCCCUGAAGAGAUCAGGAGUGAUAGGGAGCGUAACCACUGGGAAUGUAGUCCUGAAGCUGGGACUUUUGUCAAUCAAGUAACUGAAAGGAUAAUUUAUAAUGGUGGUUUCGGCAUAAUAAUUGAUUACGGUCACAAUGGUUCUCGCAGCGAUCUUUCUUUCAGAGCAUACGAAAAGCAUCAACUGGUAAAUCCUUUAAGCCGGCCGGGCGCUAUUGAUUUAACUGCUGACGUGAAUUUCGGUUACUUGAAGUCGCUAAUUGACGAUCGUGUUGCUGUAUUUGGUCCUACCACACAACGUGAAUUUCUUGCGCAACUGGGAGCAGAACUACGUUUGCGGAGGCUUCUAAAGUCUUGCAACGACAGAGAAAAGCAGGAGCAUUUAAUCAAAUCCUACAACUUCCUCAUGGGUGAUAUGGGCGAAAAGUUUUUGGCAAUGUGUAUGUUCCCAAAAACACUUAAUGGAAUUUUGGAGAAAAGAGGAGGACCCGCUGGCUUCAGUACUCUACGACAUUCUAUCUCACCUAGAAGUACGUAG